GGAGGCGGGGCGCAGCCACCGCUUCCGCCGGGCCAUGGGGCCGCGCGUGCCGCUGCCGCCGCUCCUGCUGCUGCUGCUGCUGCUGCCGCCGCGGGCGCUGCUGUACGGAGCCGAGGAGGCCACGCUGUCGCCAACGUCCGCCGUGACGAACGGGAGCCAGCCGGGCUCGCCGCACAACAGCACGUACUCGCGGCCGCCGGGCUCGCCGGGCUCGGCGCUGCUGCGUUCCUUCUACGUGCUCACGGGCCUCAGCGGCCUGGCCGCGCUCUACUUCCUCAUCCGGGCGUUCAGGUUGAAGAAGCCGCAGAGGCGGAGGUAUGGCCUGCUGGCCAGCAGCGAAGACCCCGCGGAGACGGCAUCGCUGGACAGCGACGAGGAGGUCGUCUUUGAAACGCGGAAUCUGAGAUGGUAGCGCCGGCCUCCCCUCGAGCGCCAGGGACUCCUGUCGCGGGGCAGCGGGGUGGGCCAGGUCGGAGGGUCAGGGGCUGAGGGCCUCUGAGGCCUCGCUGUGAUCCCAGGGCUGGCCUUGCAGCUGCAGGCUGUGUGGCCCCGGAGCAGGGCUCGCCGGCUCCCGGCCUCCGGUAGUCAGCUCUCCAAGGCUGCGGUGCUUGCACCAGUGCUGGCUGUGCUCCAACCUCGAAGGCCCCAGUGUCGGGGCAGAGAAAAAACAGUGGGGCAGCUGCGGAGGGGCUGGGUCAGGGAUGGCCUCCGUCGGGCCCCGCCCCGGAGGAGUAUCAGGGCCCACUGGGCGCAGAGCCGGCAACCGGUCUGAAGCAGGAGUGAGGGCCUGCCUAACCCCAACCUCGGUGUGCUGGGGUGGGAGGUGCAGGCGUGGAGGCCAAGAGACCAGGAGACUCUUCAGGUUUUUUAGGCCCCAAGGGGAGGCAUUGGUGUGAUCUGAGAUCCCCUGUGGCUGGGGGGCCCCUCCUCCUGAGCUGGGCCAUCUGGUAGGGCCCAGCAGCUCAUUGUGGUGGACCUUGGUGGGGGAGGGGCCGGACAGGUGCGGGCUCUGCUCAUCCCUUGCAGGAUGGACCCCAGGCACAGCGGGGUCUCACCCUCUGCUCCUCAUCUCCAGACGCUCCUCCGGUCAGGGAGGCGGCAUUUCCAGAAGCCCCAGGGAGAGAACAAGAGAUGGACCCUGCUCCCAGUGUCUGGUGUGCCCCUCUGACCCUCCUGCCAGCUUUGACACGGACUCUGAGAGCCCGCACGGGUCCUGCCUCGCUCACGCCUCAGCCCGAAGCCGCCUCGGCCCUUCGCCCAGACAGGACUGUGUCGGAUGCUGGGUGGAAAUCAGAGGCCCCGGAGAACGGCUGGACUGUGACUGGUGCUGCUCCCCCUGCUCCGUGGGGAUGGGGCAGCCCCAGCGAACGCUGGGUGGGUGGGCGGGGCGGGAUGAGGGACCUGUCUGGGGGCGUUUUCCCGUGGGGCUGGGGACAAUAAAAGCCGCCGUGGAUGUGUA
Molecule: messenger RNA, 1459 nt
Organism: Enhydra lutris kenyoni (northern sea otter)
Lineage: Eukaryota; Metazoa; Chordata; Mammalia; Carnivora; Mustelidae
Gene: FAM174C
Product: chromosome unknown C19orf24 homolog
Exons: 2
Coding region: 35-412 (125 amino acids)
Cellular component (GO): extracellular region
Source: RefSeq, a predicted model, not a curated record